Molecule: messenger RNA, 3072 nt
Organism: Xyrauchen texanus (razorback sucker)
Lineage: Eukaryota; Metazoa; Chordata; Actinopteri; Cypriniformes; Catostomidae
Product: protein amnionless-like
Exons: 1
Coding region: 297-1724 (475 amino acids)
Biological process (GO): receptor-mediated endocytosis; intracellular protein localization
Cellular component (GO): apical plasma membrane; endocytic vesicle
Source: RefSeq, a predicted model, not a curated record
CCUGGCCAACUGUCCCCUGUAUUUUGGCAUGAAAAUGCUCAAUGGUGACAAGGGAUUUGUCCUCUUUUGUGAAAACACAAACAGCAGUACUUGAACAGAGGGUCAACGGUUGGCCUAUUGCAUUUUUAGUUGUCCUAAUGAGUGUCUUUAUUACCAUUUUAGUAGAUGUUUUACUCACAAAAUUGCUCUUGUGAACCUUUCACUAAGUUAUAGUUUGGCCACUCACGUGACAGUCACAGUGUUAGCAACAGACCAAAGGUCAAUCUGUCUGGAUUUCCAUUCCUCAAAGUUUCAAGAUGUCUCUUCGACACAACAUCCUACUUGUUUUUUGCAUUUUACCCUUUGCUAAUGCGCUCUACAAGCAGUGGAUUCCGGACACCAAUUUUGAAAAUGCAACCAACUGGGAUAAAGGCUCCAUACCAUGUGGCAGUGACCAAGUGGUGUUUUUAGCUCAAAGGGAAAUUUCAGUGUAUGUAGAAACAGCACACACUAUCACUGGAAUGAGCUUGCCAAUGGAUGGAGAACUGAUUCUGGUGUCUGGAGCUGGAUUUUCUGUUCAAGAGAGUGGAGACCCUAGUUGUGGAUCUGGUGUCACAGCAGAGUUUAAAGACUGUGAAUCUCUCCAUUGGUUCGACCCAUCGCUAUGGGUGGCUGCCACUACUUUUGAUGACCUGCACCAAGGUACAUAUCAGUUUUCAGUCCAUGAGGAGAGUGUCCCAUGCCAAUUUGAUGAUGUUGUAUUCCGGGAGGCCACCUCAUUCCGUGUGGAUAUCUCUUCGAACGAUGUUUGCUCUGUGAAGAGUGUGUCUGUACUUGGGAAGAAGUUCACCAGCAGUUCUGAGUUAUCUCAGUACUUUUCAUCUCCCUCUGGCAAGCUGCAGUUCCAUGGUUCCUCGUCGCUUAGCGUUGGUGGUCCAGGUUGUUCUGAUGUCACUGGAUGCAUCUGCGAUAACUCCAGAAAUCGGGACAAGAUCUGUGCAAAUGUCAUAUGUAAGUCGUUGGAUUGCAAGAACCCACUGCAACCAGUGGGACAUUGCUGCAGUGUUUGUGGCGCUGUUGUAAACAUUCAGUUCACUUCUAACUUCAACUUUGAGUUGUACCGCCAACGGCUUCAGCAUCUCUUUCUCAGCCUGCAUAAGUAUGAAUCUAUACAGCUGGCCAUGUCGAAAGUGUCCAAAGAGCAGAGGCUGUUGGGAGUGAUACCUUUUGGAGCCACUCAAGAGAUCCAGGUCUUGCUUCUAGACCAGAAUAAGGGUCAGGAUGUUGGGAAACUGGCGGAAGCUCUUGCUCGUGACAUAGUGAAAGAUGUGCACAACCAAGGCUCAAACCUCGGCAUCAACAGUGCAGAGUUCCAGGCAUCCUCAGGAGCGUCUAGCAGUGAGGUAGCCGGGAACAGUGCAGGGGUUGUGGCCGGGGCAGUACUGGGCUCCCUAGUUGUGCUGGCUUUACUAGCAAUCGUUUAUGUCCUCUACCACCGUGGCAUUGUUAAGAUGCCUCGGUUGCCCAGCAUCCCCUCCCUCAGCAAUUGGAAGAACAAUAUUGAUAUUGGGGAACUGGGUGGCCCCUUGGACCACGGCUUUGACAACCCCAUGUUUGAUAAGUCGACUAUGUUGCCGUGUGAACCAGGGCUGUACGGGACAGAGACUAUGAACUCGAUCUCCCUAACCCAGUCAGGAGUGCAUUUCGUCAAUCCUGUUUAUGAUGAAAGUGACUUUAAUGCAUGAUAGGUGUAAUAUCUACUCAUCUGAUGAUGGAUGUGAUGCCAACAUAAGCAACCUAAAGGUGACAUGACUUGUUGAUGACCGGGAAAUAAACCCUUUGAAAAUAUGAGAAUCAUUGAAGUGUUUAAAUCUGCAGAUUUGAAAUCAAAGAUCACGCACAAAAGGACAAUAAAUUGGAUCAAACUUCUCAAAUAUGAAUAGACUAGUAGUAAAAAAGGCAGAUGAACAGUAUGUUGUGAUGGACAGCUCCCAUUACAACAAUUCUGUUUUCAAACCACACCAUUUUUGAAUUGAUUAAAAAAAUUAAAAGCAUGAUUAAGAGUGUUUGUUUUCCCCCUCUAUAUUAUUGUUACAUUAAAGAUUUUAAUGAAUGGGCACCUGAUUUUAACUAAAAACAGGUGUAUAAAAAUAAGAAAAUUAAGAGUGAACGUGGAAUAGCCAGUCUUUACAUAAUCUCAUAUCUUAUGUUUGUUGCCAAAACAUCAACAUUUUAAACAUCAAAGAAAUCUUUCCUUCAUGGAAAGUCAGUUUGUACCAAAUACAAAGAAGAACUAAUAUCAGUGGUGGUGACAACUUCUAAGAGUGAUGCUGGAUUCUUGCCAUGUCUUGAGAUAGCAAGAUGGACUGUGCUUGCAUUAAAUAAAUGGAUCAUUCUGAGCAUUGACCUCUUGGUGACAUCUACAGAUUGAAAAUCUGGGAUUUUUUUAUUAUUAUUAUUUAAAACUGGAAAUGAACAAAAACUUUAGAAAACAUUUAAAAUAAAGAAGAAAUAUUUGAGAUUCUGCAAUGCUUCUAGUUAAUCACUAAUCAAUAAAUGAUCAUCACUAAUCAAAUAAAUGGCCAACAUAUGUAAGCUGCACAUGGCUGUGCACUCAAAAUUAUUUUUGUUGAUAAUAUCAUUUGUUAUGAAAACUGUAAAAUCAUUUAGCUGGUGUUUUUCCCUACUUAUAUAGUUGUAUUACUGUGAGCAGCAUUUCUAUUUUCUAUGUUCUGUAGAUCUAGCAGUUUUAGACUUCCUAUGGAUUUAAUUGCAGCCUCAGGUGAGGAUCUAAAAAGGUGACCUGGCAAUUGAUGUAGGACGGGUUAUGCGUGAUGUGGUGUUCCUGCAUGACCCUACUAGCUCUGGGCCAGUAUAAGGUGGAGAGCUGUUGUCCUAAUGCUAUGCACAUCAUUGUAUCUUCUUGUUCAAUAUGAUGAAUAUGAUCUUUGUCCUCUGCUGUUGGAAAGCAUAAUUAUUGUACUGUGUACUACAUGUGCCCUUCAUAAAAUCUUGAUUUACUCCUAUGCUGUGACGUUUAACCACACCAUCCCAAGUAACCUCGCAGAACAGCCCUGUUCAAGACCACACAUA